GUUAUUGAUAGAACUGAGAAAUGCUAAUUUUUCCUUCAGCUAAUUUUAGUUUUUAAUUUUAUUUAAAUUUUAAUGGUACCGAAGAAAUUUAGAAUCCCCUCAUUUUUUCAUUUUUGGAGUUUGUUUUAGUCUAACAAAUUUAUGUGUGUUUUAUUGUGUUUUAGUCUUUGGAUUCUCUAGAAUCUCCGCUAUCUUAACAAUUUCAUUGUCUUUUACCCUUUGGAUGCAUUAGAAAUUGAGAACAGUCAAGCGAAUUUACUUCAUAUUGCUGUCCGUAACUCUGUCUACGGAAUGCAGUGGUUUCAUGUUUAAGAUUAAACUGCAUCAUGAUUUGUGAAUUUGGUUUGAAAAGAUCAAAGGGGUGGAGCCUACAAAUCGCCAAAUCGGCCACUCACCUUCAAUCGGCUCCGGUGAUGAUGAUGAUAUCCUUUGGCUUCCAAUGUUUGACCUCUAUAGCUUCUGAUGCUGAUCUUAUAACCAGCCUCGUGCAAAGAGACAAUGAGCAAUGGCAUGCAGGUGAGGUGAAUAGCACUCCCAGAGGUUAGGUUGAUGGAUUUCUACUGCUAGGCAUCUCUCCUUCAAUCCUUGAAUUUUUCGCAGCAAAAGAAAGUGCCUAAGGUUUGAAUUCAACAUUAUACCAAGUAGAAAUUUAAGUACCAACAUGGUUUAUGACAAACCCAUUUGUGAUACAAUAAAAAUCAAGGGAGAACCUCGACAACUUGAUUAGUAUGUAACCGAAAAGGCCAAAAGCUAACAAAAAUGUUCCUUUUUCCUUGGUGCUCUCCACAUUUGUUAGCACACAUCUAUAAAUUUGAAGAUAGAAAAAUGUUUAUUAAAGCUAAUCUCUUAGCAGAGCCACAGGCCUGCGAUGAGUUCAUCUUCGCUGUUUCCCAAGCCGGAAAUCACCUGGAGGAGGCUUUGAAGCCAGAAGAAAGACGCAUUCGUCCCAUCCAACUCCUCCUCACCUGCGCGAAGCAUGCUUCUUCCGGCAACGUUAACAAACCUAACGAUUGCCUCAGUCAGAUAUCUCUGCUCGCUUCCAUCUCCGGCGACCCCAAGCAGCGCCUCGCCGCCCGGUUUGCCUCCGCGCUCACUGUCCGCCUGGUCAAACGGUGGCCUGGCCUGUACAAGGCCCCGAACUCGGCCCAUCAAUGGCCCAAAAGAGAAUCGGGUAGGGCCAAGCCUCUGUUUUCACAAGCCCUGCCUUGUCUCGCAGUCGCCUACGGCAUCAUCACCCGAACAUGGCUACAAACCAUGGCGGAAGAGCAAACGAUCCAUGCCGUCGAUUUGGGUUCCGGCGACGCCAAUUUCUGGAUUCCUCUACUCCGGAGCUUUUCCCGAUUGCCUAACGGCACUCCUCAUUUGAAGGUCACCUGCGUGAACAAUAACAAAAUCGCCCUGGAAAAUCUUGGACAGAGACUUGUAAAAGAGGCAGGAUCACUAGACAUGCCCUUCCAAUUCAAUCCCAUAAGCCUCAAGUUAACAGACCUCAACACAGAGAUGCUCAAGGUAAGAACAGGGGAAGCAUUGGCUUUAAUUUCAGUACUGACUCUUCACGAAUUGCUGGCCGAGGACGACAGAGUCGACGCCCAUUUCAGCACUGGAAAGGAUACCCAUAGUUCCAUCGUCAAAUAUCACUGGAAAAUGGAUCAAUUUCUAUCAACUAUUCGAUCAGCGUCACCCAAAGUUUUCUUCCUAGUAGAACAAGAAGCGGAUCACAAUCAGACCCGAUUAGUGGACCGAUUCGUUGAGGGUCUGCAUUAUUACAGCGCGGUGUUUGACUCCAUAGACGCUACCUUGGGAGGCUUGGCCAGCGGCGGAGGCGAGGAGAGGGUGGUCUUGGAGGAGAUGUUUGGGAGGGAGAUAGAGAAUAUAGUGGCAUGCGAAGGGGUGGAGAGGGAGGAAAGGCAUGAGAGGUAUUGGAGGUGGAUGGUUCGGUUGGGACAAGUCGGCUUCAAGCCGGUUCGGAUGUGGUUGGACGCCAUGGAAGACAUGAAGAAGAUGGUGGAGGCUUGCGGAAGAGAGGGGUACAAGAUUGUGAAUGAGAAGGCGAGUUUGAUGAUUUGUUGGCAUGAUAGACCCCUCUAUGCUGUUUCUGCAUGGACUUAUUAGAAUUUUUUUUUUCUAAAUCAUUUUUCUUUAGAAAAUUUGUGAAAUAGAUGGUUUUUAUUUUUUUUAUUUUUUUUGAUAAAGUAGGAAAUGUUCAGUUACUAUUAUAAGUAGGUUAAGCACAAUUGCUCAAAAUAAAAGUAUUUUUUUCAU
This is a messenger RNA of Rubroshorea leprosula, 2262 nucleotides long. The record is from the annotation of a GenBank genome assembly. Lineage: Eukaryota; Viridiplantae; Streptophyta; Magnoliopsida; Malvales; Dipterocarpaceae.